AUGGAACAACCGGGCUCAGUUCUUAGUGUUCGACUCACUCAGAUCGACUCUCAUGUUUCCCACUCGGGUACACUUGAUAGCACCCCACUUCUUCGAGCCCCGGUUAUCCGCAUCUUUGGCAAGGCCUCGACAGGAGCCAAUUGUUGUCUUCACUUGCAUCAGAUAUAUCCCUAUUUCUAUGUGGAGUAUACAGAAGACAUGAGCCCGGAAUGCGUCAAGCAAUACAUCUCCCGGCUCAGUCGGGCUCUUGACCACGCUAUUGCGAUAUCCUUAAAACGCGAUCCAACGGCGCCAACGUCUCGCUACGUUCGUUCCGCGGUACUAGUCAAGGGUGUUCACUUCUACGGCUAUCACCACUCGUACUCGCCCUUUCUCAAGAUCCACAUAGUCGACCCGACCAUUGUCAGUCGAGCGGUGGCCAUCCUUCAGUCAGGAUCAGUCAUGGCGACACGAUUUCACACGUUUGAGAGCCAUAUCAACUAUAUCUUGCAGUUCUUAUGCGACUUCGGACUGUACGGAUGCGGCUGGAUAGACUUGUCAGAAGUAUGCAUACGGACCGCAGAUGAUACUUCGCCGUCCACACCUUUCCGAACCUCCCCUUACUUCCGUCAGACGCGAAUGAGCUUGGAACUUGAUGCUAUUGCUCCCCAUAUCAUGAAUCGAAACAAUCUUAGUGGUCGCAAGAUUCACCACACAUUCAAGAUCCCCGCCGAUCCUCUUCCUUCAGAUCCAUUUGUGCAAAGCGUGCGGGAGCUUUGGGAUGACGAGCGUCAGCGACGCGCCGCUGCUGGGCUACCUGCAAGCCCCCCGACCCCUCUAGAUCCUAGUCGUGACUCCCGUGGCGAAGGCGGGGGCUGGGCAGCUGAAGCUCGCUACUGGGACGACAUUCGCGCGCGUAUCCAGGGAGAAGGCGAUAGCAACUAUCAACCGAAGGAUGUUGCGUGGUCCAUCUGGCUGAUGACUACCUUCGAAAGCGUCGAGGCCGUCUGGUCCGACGAGCAUAAGACGUGGCGGCCGGAUCCUGACCCUGCCCAAGGGACCCAGCCGCGUGUUAACCCGUACGAAACUGUCGCGGGAAUCAGCCAACACCUUGCUCCCGACUUUGACAAGCCGCCUGGGCAGGACGUCGACACGACACUACUAUCUAGUCAGGAUAUGUCGCUUCUGAUUGAGCAAGAAGAAGCCGAGUAUGAUCGUGCUCUGGUGCCAUUUGAUCUUGACGACAGGGAAGAUGAAGAGGAUGGUGACGAGUUUGCGGACGACUAUGCUACUGCGCCACCCUCUCAGCCCCAUGCAUCCCAGCACUCCCCGAUCAUGGCUGGCACUCCGCGGACGCCUCGAAGGCGAAUCAAUGCCUCGCCUCGCCGAACGACCAUGUCGACUAAGACUCGUGAAAGAGUCAGUCGCUUCACCGAUGCCUUUCGUCGAGUUGCGGGCCCUGGAUUUCAUGGUUCCCCGUCGGUGGCGGAUGGAUACCCAUCCCCGAUAACGACCCCUCAUAGUCGUGACGACGAGGCGACACCCACGGCUAUCAUCCGUUCCGACGACGCCCCGGCCUUCACGUCUUAUAUGUUGCCUGAUGCCAUCGAAGUGCAUGAAGAAAACGUUGGCUUAUGGCAGGCUCUCAGCUCUGCUCAUAAAAGAAAACUUCUGCGGUUUGCUCCUGAUGACGACUCGGAUCAACUCUUCUUUCUUCAAGAUGAAUCAUCUUCCAGAUCUACUCAUCUCGCGCAAGGGCCCGGGAGGCCAAGGAAAAGAAUGCGGUUCAACGAAGACAGCAUGGCCGUCCAGGCGCCUUCAUUCAUCAAUGAAGCGCGUAAACGCCGGAUACGGCAUACGCAGCGUCCGCAGGAGUCCAUGGCGUUAGCCAACCGAUAUUCCAUGAACACCUACACAUACGCACACCAUCCGCCCUCUAUCGCAGAGCUUGUCGCCUCUAUGUCCACACGUAAAGUACCAGAGAAGCUCUACCGGGAACCUUAUUAUUCGAAGGCCGAAGACGCCAGUGAACGCCCGUGGGAGUUCGCCGGACUCACCUAUCAUCUCAAAGGUGGCAACGGUCUCAACACCCUAGGCGACUGGAACGGGUCUACAGGAGCUUCACAAAAUGACACCGACCCCUUUCGUGCCUUUCUUUACGAUGACGGCGUAAGUGGCUGGGAGUAUGCACCCCUCCCACCUUCAUCGCGAGAGGUCGAGAGAUGGCUGUCCAAGGAGAGUUCCUCGUCAACGUCCACCAGGCCUUCAUCCGCUCAGUCCCAGAUUGACGGCCCUACCCUUCACGCAUAUGGACUCAAGCAUACCCCAAACAUCAACGUAGGGAAGAGUAUACGUGAUAAACAACCUAUGACAGUAUUCGCCUUGGAAAUAUUUGCGCCUUCUCGGGAAUCACUUGUUCCUAACCCUGAUGUAGACCGGGCUGCCGCUGCUUUCUGGUCAUUUCAGUCCGACGAGUCUGUGGAACCGUCCUCCUAUAGCAGAGGCGCUUUCUGGACUAGCGAUGUCUUGACGCCUGUAGACAGGCUAGGUGAUCCCCAUCUAAUGUCGGUCUCUGACGAGCUUGAGCUCUUGAACUCGAUCAUCGAUCUAGUGCUAGAGUUGGACCCUGACAUGGUAGUCGGUUGGGAGAUUCAAGCCUCAUCAUGGGGUUUUUUGAAUGCUCGGGCACUUUCAUAUGGGAUGGAUCUCGGCGGGGAGAUAUCACGCGCACCAGGUAGGACCACAACAGGCGGCGUUGAUCGCUGGGGGGAGCGCAAGACAUCCACGUUCCGUGUUGUCGGCCGCCACGUCCUGAAUGUAUGGCGUAUCAUGCGAACAGAGUUGACACUGCCAUCUUACACCUUCGAGAAUACAGCCUUUCAUCUAUUGCAACGACGAUCGCCGAAAUAUGAUCCGUCGGUCCUCACGGAAUGGUACAAGAGUGGAAAUGUCUCGCAUAACGUCGCACUCGUUCGGCAUAUGUCUAGGAAGACCGCGCUGGUCCUCGAGAUGCUCGAGGCCGCGGAAAUUGUGACCAAGACGGCCGAAUUUGCCCGCGUCUUUGGAGUGGACUUUUUCUCUGUCCUGAGUCGUGGGUCUCAAUUCAAGGUCGAGUCCUUCAUGUUCCGCAUCGCCAAGCCCGAAAGCUUCGUUUUGCUGACGCCAAGCAAGCGCGACGUCGGGGCUCAGAAUGCGGCCGAGUGCAUUCCCCUCAUCAUGGAACCUCUAGCAGCGUUCUAUACCAGCCCGCUAGUUGUUCUUGACUUUCAGUCCCUUUACCCAUCUGUGAUGAUCGCCUAUAACUACUGUUAUUCGACGUGCCUAGGACGACCAUUGCCCUUCAAGGGACAGUACAAGCUUGGAGUCACAGAAGUCAAACAGCCUGAGGGUCUUCUUCGGCUCUUGGAGAAGCAUAUCAAUGUUGCGCCCAAUGGCAUCAUGUACGUGCGAGAUCACGUUCGGAAGGGGUUGCUCGCGCGCAUGCUCACGGAACUGCUGGAUACGCGAGUUAUGGUGAAACAAUCCAUGAAGACGUGGAAAACAGACAGGGCUUUACGACGUGUUCUCAAUGCACGACAGCUGGGUCUGAAGUACAUCGCGAAUGUUACCUACGGCUAUACCAGCGCAUCAUUUUCCGGUCGUAUGCCGCUCGUCGAGAUUGCUGAUAGCAUAGUGCAAACUGGACGCGAAACCUUGGAAAAGGCCAUAGAUCUCAUUGAGGCGACGGCUGAAUGGGGAGGUCGGGUUGUCUAUGGUGAUACGGAUUCUCUGUUUGUUUACUUGCCCAACAAAACGAAGGAGCAGGCUUUUCGUCUUGGCCACGAGAUCGCAGAGGCUGUCACAAAGAGAAAUCCGGUUCCUAUCAAGCUCAAGUUUGAGAAGGUGUAUCUGCCUUGCGUAUUAAUGGCUAAGAAACGUUAUGUUGGCGCCAUGUGGGAGACGCCUGAUGUCCAAGAGCCAUCUUUCGAUGCAAAGGGUAUCGAAACUGUCCGAAGAGAUGGCAUUCCGGCGCAACAGAAAAUGGUCGAGACGACUCUGAAGAUGCUCUUCAGAUCCCAGGAUCUCAGCGAGAUCAAGACAUACUGCCAGCGCUCAUGGGAAAAAAUAAUGGAGAACAGAGUGUCGAUUCAAGACUUUACCUUCGCGCGCGAGGUUCGCUUGGGAACGUACAGUGAUAAGAUACCGCCGCCACCGGGUGCAGCCGUCGCGGCUCAGCGCAUGGCUCUUGACCCGUCUAACGAACCGCAAUACGGUGAAAGGGUCCCCUACGUCAUCGCACAAGGCGAGCUUGGGUCAAGACUCGUUGAUCGCGCGGUCGCUCCUGAGGACAUGUUAGAUUCGAAGACAGCCAGGAUUGAUGGGAUGUACUACAUCUCCCGCGUACUCAUCCCCCCGCUUGAGCGCAUAUUCAAUCUCGUUGGGGCGGAUGUCAGAACGGGAACCGCGACGUCGCCAGAUAAGCAAGAUCCAAGUAGCUCUCAGGAUCUGGAUAGUACCAAGUUAGAGGCUCAUCCGAUGAAUCGCUGUACCGCAUGCGGCGAGGCAUGCAUAGACCCAGGGAUAUGCGAUGAUUGCUUUGCAGACCCUGCGAAUACCAUGACAGGCGCAUUGGGCCGUCGACAUGCCGUCGAUGAGCGUUUCAAGGCUGUGAUGGCCGUGUGUAUCUCGUGUGCGCAACUGCCGCACGCGUCAGAAGGCGUGCCAUGCGUAUCGUUGGACUGCGCGUGGCUUUUCGAACGUACCAAGGCUGAAAGACUUCAGCAGGAGGUUACUGCUCUGGAAGAGCAGAUGGAGGAAGGAGGGCUGUCAGUGCGCGUAUGA
This is a messenger RNA of Peniophora sp. CBMAI 1063, 4800 nucleotides long. The record is from the annotation of a GenBank genome assembly. NCBI's taxonomy places the organism in Eukaryota, Fungi, Basidiomycota, Agaricomycetes, Russulales, Peniophoraceae.